Molecule: messenger RNA, 3305 nt
Organism: Epinephelus moara (kelp grouper)
Lineage: Eukaryota; Metazoa; Chordata; Actinopteri; Perciformes; Serranidae
Gene: hspa13
Product: heat shock protein 70 family, member 13
Exons: 5
Coding region: 127-1449 (440 amino acids)
Biological process (GO): cellular response to unfolded protein; vesicle-mediated transport; protein refolding
Cellular component (GO): plasma membrane; nucleus; cytoplasm
Molecular function (GO): heat shock protein binding; misfolded protein binding; ATP hydrolysis activity
Source: RefSeq, a predicted model, not a curated record
CUGAAAAACUCCUAUAUGUCGCAUCAUCCACUUGUCAAAGGAGGACAUCGUCUCACCGCAACUUGAGCCAUUUGACGGACAUUUUGGGAUUUUAAGCGGUAGCUGACUUCGCAACAGUGUGUGACGAUGUCCGGAGAAAUUUCUAUGAUUGGUUCGGUGAUCCUGGCCCUGUUUCUAGCCGGCUACCUGGGCCAACAGUACCUCCCACCCCCCAAACCGAAGGUCAUCGGCCUGGAUUUGGGCACCACCUUCUGCUCUGUUGGCGUCUUCCACCCGGGCACCGGGGAGGUUGAGGUGAUGGCGGAUGAAGAGGGGAGGAAGAGCAUCCCCAGCGCCGUCUCAUUCACCACCACAGCUGUCUUGGCUGGACAUGAAGCCGUGGACCUGGCUGACAGCAACCCUCAAAGCACCAUCUACGAUGCUAAGAGGUUUAUCGGGAAGAUAUUUGAGCCGGAAGUCCUGGAGCAGGAGAGUGCUCGGUACCCGUUCAAGGUGAUUAACAAUAAUGGAAGUGCAGAGUUUCUGAUCUCCACCAACCAUUCCUUCACUGUAAGCCCGGAGUUCAUCGGCUCCAGGCUGCUGCUCAAGAUGAGGAGGAUGGCCGAGCGACAGCUUGGCGUGCUCAUCGAGAAGGCUGUCAUAUCUGUGCCCGCAGAGUUUGACGAAAGACAGAGGAACUACACUGUCAGGGCUGCUAACCUCGCUGGUCUGGAGAUCCUGCGUGUGAUCAACGAGCCCACAGCUGCAGCCAUGGCCUACGGCCUGCACAAGGUGGAUGUGUUCAAUGUGCUGGUGGUCGACCUCGGGGGUGGAACUCUGGAUGUUUCCCUGCUCAACAAACAGGGAGGCAUGUUCCUCACCAGAGCCAUGGCAGGGAAUAACAAGCUGGGAGGUCAAGAUUUCAGCCAGAGGUUGCUCCAGUACACCACCGAGAGAGUCCGACAGGAGUUUGGUGUCCCACCCACUCUCAAAGAGGACAUCCAUCAUCUCCGACAGGCUGUGGAAGCUGCCAAGCUCAACCUUACCCUUCAACCCAGCGUCACCAUCAGGGUGCCCCUGCACCUUCACACCCAUGACAGCUCUGAGUCACCUGAAGGCUCAACUCCGGUUCUUUUCCAGGCCACAAUCACUCGCGAGCUGUUUGAGGAGCUCAACGAGGACCUUUUCCAAAAAAUCCUGGCUCCUGUUGAGACCGUGUUAAGUGAGGGCCACCUGGAGAAGGAAGAGGUGGAUGAGAUUGUUCUGGUUGGAGGGUCCACCAGGAUACCGCGGAUCAGGAGGCUGAUCAGCGAGUACUUUGGGAAGGAACCCAACACGUCAGUAGACCCUGACUUGGCUGUGGUUACCGGCGUGGCCAUUCAGGCCGGCAUCAUGGGCGGCUCCUGGCCUUUACAAGUGAGCGCCAUAGAAAUCCCCAACAGACACCUGCGCAAGACGAACUUCAGCUAAUCUUCAUUAUUAUUAUUAUUAUUAUUUAUUGAGAUCAAAGGAAUGCCUCAGAGACUUGCCACUCAUCCCAACUUGUUGAUGCUUCUUUUACGUGCAUAGUUAUAAAUCUGCUGAAGUGAGAAAAAUGACCUACAAAAGACACUGUCGCCUGAAUGAAGACAUAGUACUCAGGUUUUUCAACUCAUCUUCUGCUUCCUUGUUUGUGAAAGGCGGUGGUAGCAGAACAGUAUGUGCUUUUUACAUACAUUGCAACAUUCCUCCUCGACAGAAAUUAACUGAUAACAUCUGCAGAAGUAUAUGCCCUGUUAAAAUUUUUAAAGCGAUAGCUUCUUUUGUUGCACACGGACCUUCAGCAGACGUAACACAGCAAGAUACUGAUAAAAUGUGAAGGAGGAGCUUCUUAUGAAGCUAAAUCCUCUCAUGUAUCUACUGAUUAAUUCAGCUUCGUUGAUGGCGCUUACUCAUGGUAGAUACUGUAAUGGUGUUCAAUUCAGGGAACAACCUUUUGAAGGACUUACAGACUAGCCAGUACAUCUUUAGCUAUUUAUUUAUUUAUUUCCAUUAACUGUAUGUGUGAGUAAGAGCGUGUGUGUGUUUUUUGCAGGCCUUUAAUGUACUUUAACAUCUUUCCAUCGCAGGUCAACACCUGUGCCUGUUCAGAAAGCUGCUAUAUUGUUUGGGUAGAAGUUUAGAGAUGACCUGCUGCAAGCUAGUGGUUCCAUCAGAGACCCUGGUUCAGGUCCCUGUAGUGCUCUGCAUGGUGUCCCAAAGAGGAUUUUAUGUCCACUUGGACAAAGAGAGAGUUCAGUGUAAAGACGUAUGUACGCACAUUUUAUUUCAAACAAAUACACUGCAAUAUUGACUGCUCACCUCAUAGAUAGGUUGUUCUGGUGGGGUGCGAAGUCGCCAGCUAAUAGAUGAAGGUGCACAUUGGAUAGAGCCUUAAUGUUAACACAGUGCUGUAAAACCUCACAUCAUUAGCACCUCCCCUCCCUUUGAAUGCAUUUUAUUGCCUCGGAGAGUAAAAGAGGAGCUCAGUGCUGCACUUUGAGGACUUCCACUUGUUGGCCAACUUCGCUUUUUUGUGCAAUAGUGCGCGCUUUAUUUAAAUGGCAGUGACUUGUGCUGACUUACACAGUGUCACAAUAUUUGUGCUGCGUAGAGAGGUUACACACAUCAGCCUGCUUUUGCUGCCGCAGGUAGAGGUGGUCAACUCUGGUUGUCCCGCAGAAGGACCAAAGCAAUGCUUACUGGUGCCUUGUGUAUUUUGAUUUUGAGAAAUGUGUUGGUCGCAUUUAGGAUGUUUGAUGCACCCGAUGGUUUGUGGUUGUCAGAGCGCCUUAAUUUUGACAGUUUUGGUUAAUAAUUUAGCAUUUAAUUUGCUCUUAUUCUGGUGGACAGCAGGCUGGUUCUGUACAUCCAGAAUGAAAGAUGAUUUCCGUGUCUGAUUUAGAAAACAUGACGCCCAGAACUCUGAAGUUCACAUGGUCCAAUAACCCUUUUUCAACCAGGAAGCUACCUACAUUCCUUUAAAAUAGUAUUACAGUUUGCCAAAUGUCAAGUGUGUUUAUGUCACUUACUUUUGUUUUUCAAAUGUUACAUUUCUCAUGUUGGAACUGUUCAUGUAAAAGAGACUUUACUAAAGUUAGAAGUAUGCGAGGCUGUGCUGUUUGCCUUUGAUACUGUACAAAUCAUUUAUUGGUCCCUAAUGAAAUAGGGAGAAAACAAUUAUGAGACUUGGAUCUAUUUUUGUAUAACAUGUUUUACUCACUGUCAGAGUCCCGCCAUCUGAAAAUUGAGAAGUUGAACUGUAACGACCUGAAUUUCAGCCAAUUAAAAUUCAAUUUCUCAACUUC